This is a messenger RNA of Punctularia strigosozonata HHB-11173 SS5, 1231 nucleotides long. RefSeq lists its product as uncharacterized. The transcript has 4 exons. The coding region runs from base 353 to 1120 and encodes 255 amino acids. The record is from RefSeq and is a predicted model, not a curated record. NCBI's taxonomy places the organism in Eukaryota, Fungi, Basidiomycota, Agaricomycetes, Corticiales, Punctulariaceae.
GGAACAACCGGUUGCCGCACCGCACGUCAAUACGCACGGCUUGGCGCACACAGUGCAUCCACAAUCCGGUCUCAGCGCGCUGAGACUUUAUCAAGCGAACUGUCAAAACCUUGUCAAGGCCUCGUUACCGUCCGUUCCGGCGUGCCUCGCCUGUAAGCUAUACAAAAGUCAUCUAUCAGAUCCGAGUAAGGAUAGGCGCUCAUUUCGAGGCGGCCAGUUAAAUACGGACAUCAGGGGACGCGGCCUGCAACGACUCGGUGGUUUCGUCCCAAGCCUGUCCUCAAGGUCGUCCCAGGCCCCUCCUCUUGCCCCGCGGAGCUUCUCUAUCCAGGAUUUCGAACCUACCUGAAAAAUGCAUUGGCUUCCGCUCUUCCGUCUGGUUACCCUGGGGGCAUCCGCCGUGUUCGCGAUCAUCGUCCUCGGACUGUGCGCGCACAUCCUGAACGUGACGCUGAGCUUCACCGGCCUCUAUUUCGUGUUCGCCGCGCUCGGCGUCGCGACGGCCUUGCUCACUGUCAUAACCGUCGUGCCGAUGCUCAUCAUCGAGGUUUUGCGCAAGGGCGCGUUCACCUCUUUCGUCGUCGUCGAGGCUGUGUGGCUUUCGAUUCUUUGGAUCCUCUGGCUCGCGACCGGAGCCGAGACAGCGAAUACGUCUAGCCUGGUCGGCUUUAGCCAGGGCAGCUGCUCGGAUUGGGAUCCUAUCGACGCGCGGGCUUGCAGGGAGUUCGCGGGCGUGGAGGCGUUCUCCUUCCUCAGCUGGAUAUUACUCAUGGCUUACACCAUCACCAUCGUCGUCGAGGGCUUCCUGCUCGCGUCUCGGGGGAAGACGUGGACAGCGUCCGUCGCGGAGCUCGGUGUCCUCGCUAGCACCGCGCCCACCACGACCGCCGCCGAAAACACCACGACAACCUACCCGAUGCAGCAGCAGCCGCAGACGUAUCCCGUACAGCCUCAGCAACAGCAGCAGCAGCAGGCGUACCCACAGCAAGGAUACGCGCCGCAGGGGUACCCCCAGCAGGGCUACGCCGCCAGCCCGGCGCCCACCGGGACGACGACGAUCAGCUCCGGCGUGCAGUAUACCGGCGGUGCACCUCAGCAGGGACAUUACCCGCAAGUCUGAGUUUGGUGCAUACGCGUGCAUGGGCUGGGUGUCGCGUUACCCUAUGGGUUGAUGAACCUUUCAUGUCUGACGCAUCGUCUCGAAAGUCUAGUAUCUUCUGUACCAGGUAGC